UUUUUAUAAUGAUUUCAUGAUGAAUUCUUGAUAUGUCAAUAAUUUUAAAGUGAUUUUUAUCGUCAUAUCGAGAAUUCAUCACAACAUUAUCAUUGUUAAAACUAUAUCGAGUGGAAUCGUAAUGAUUUUUCCUAAAAUGAUUUUCUCUUGAUAUUAUUACGUUUUGAUCUUAUUACGAUUUUUUAUUCCUGGGACGCGAGAUUAGAUCAUUUAAUUGCCCAACAUGUGUUGUGUGUGCGUGUACGCAUGUGUGUGCAGUGAUGUUCGCAGGAUCACAAAAAUUGUAUAAAUCACGACUUCGAACUUCGAGGACUAAAUUGCCGCGAUAGAGUGGGUCCAGACUCUUUACGCUCGAUUGCAUUUAAGAACGAAACAAUUACGACGCAUGAGAAGAUGAACAAAGAGAGAAGUGUGCGGAAGAGCUGGGAAGAGCGCGCGUGACACGAAUACAUCCACCGUCGCGAACGGUAAGCUUGCGAUAUUGACGGUGAAGCAGACGAAGUCAAAUAUGUCUAGCACAUGAAAGCAACUGUGUGAUGAUGUAUCGCGCUUAAGCGAUGCGUAAAUACGAGGCGUCUUCACCGCAUCCAAUUUGCAUCUGUCACGGUUCGUCGUGACAUCGAUGCGCGAUUGAAUUGAACGCGAUGGAACCGAGCCCUUUCCGCUUAUGGAAAGUACUAUUAGGCACGCGAAAGAACUAUUGGAAAUUAUUGGAAAAGCAUUCGAAUCCAAGAUUGUACACUAUCAGUUCUAAAAUAGUUCUUUUGCACACGGAAAGAAAAGAUUUGUUGAAACAGCAAAGAAUUUCACUGAUUAAACAGAUUUAUGGCCGUAAUAUCCCAAUCAGAAGUGAUAAUGGAAUGGACAUCUAAUCGACGUCGAUUCCAUUAUCAUUUCUUGCUAGGAUACGGACAGUUUCCUAUAUUACAGUAGCAAAGUUUUACAACUGAAUAAAAUUAGCGAUUAUAAUUAAUCAUUUAUUAUAAUAAUACAGAAAAUUUGUUAAUACAUUCAGACAACUUGCUACGAACAUCACAAUCAAAUAUAUUAAAAAGAAUAGUCUAAUAAUUAAACAUAUAUUUGAUUGAUUUUUGCACAAAGUUAUCUCGCUGUUUUAACGUACUUUGCCGUGCUAUUUUAACAAAUACAAUUAGUUAUAAUUCUAUUCAGCUAUAAAACUUUGCUACUAUAACUUAAGAAACUGGCUACCUGUAUAUUACGACUAUAUAGAUUUGCUGAAUUAGUGAAAUUUUAAAUUGUUUUAACAAAUCUUUUUUUUCCGUAAAGUGCGGAUUAUCUUGUUUAUUUUAUCUUAUGAACUAUAUUGUACACGGUUUCAGCUUACAUGUAUUUUUUUGGUUGCUUGUGAACAUUUUUUCUGUCUUUUACUUGACCUAUCAAUCAAAGUACAUUUGCCUUCGUGACACGAGCAUUGACUUUCACACAGAACCCAAGAAAUUAAGCGUUUUAUAUCCGUAACGACGAAUUUACUGAAGAUGGCUCAAAGAGGAGUUGAAACGUUUGAAAUAAAUUUGCAACUCGUUCUUUAAAUAAAGAACUGAAUAUACUUUAUUUACGUCUCAAUAACUGCACCUGAUUCUCAUUUGUCAAUUUUAUUAUUUUGAAUUUAAAAAAUUUUAAGAACAUACCAGUUACAUUAGCAAUUUUCAUUACAGCAAAGAAUUAGUUGCUUUAAUCUAUAACAAUUAAUUCAUUGCUUUCAAACAGUUUCUUUGUUGAAUUAUCAAAUCUCCUUAAUUACAGAUGUUGAACUCGCGCAGCAAUAAUUAAGCUAUAGCUUCGUUAAAUCACUCAAUCUAUUUUUUUCCGUGCGAAUCCAAUAUUUUUCCAUAAGAGUUGACUUAGUGCUUCAACUUUCCGAGACGGAAAGAAGAGUGCGAAGUGGGAUUUACCUCCACCUUCGUUAUUACGAGGAUGCCUAUCCUACUAUCACGAGGAGCAGCUCAGUUAUACGUCACGGGGUUGAGAAGGUGGCUGCAUUCGCUCGAUCCAUGUGCUUUGGCCUCGACACCCCGAUGUACGUUACGUCGCGCGUUGCGGAGAAAAGACACACCCCCCCCCCGUUUCGCGCACGUCAUUUAUGCCUAUAUUAAAUAUAAUUAUAAUCCGGAUAAUUAAGAGAAAUAAUUAAAAUCCUGUAAUUUUAUAAUAUAGCUUAUAAUAAUUGAAGAUUUACCGUAAAUCGCUUUCUUUCUCUCUCGUCGUAGCGACCUCGAACUCUUCAUGCGACUUUUUCCAUCCAUUCGAUGAUAUAUGAGAAUGUUUAUAACGAGGAUGAAGCGUGUAACGAGAAGUGAAAUCAGCAAUUAUUAAUUAAACAUCGAAAUCAGUAAGCGAAAUCAAUUGGCUCCUUUUGUUUGAUACCAAAUCACGAUAGUGAACGCCCAGUGUUUCUUCGUUCCCUGGUUCGGGGUCAUCAGAAAAUGAAUCAAUCAAUAUCGGUAUUCGGUAUGGAUAACGGCGAUAACGUGAAUGUGAAGCACGAACUCAAAGCGCGAAGUAAAGCCGGCUACUUCGCUACUUCGAUCGUUUCGUGACGAUGCGAAAAUCGCGUGACACAAACAUAUAUAGACUCUAUUGAAUAUCGCGUUAUUUUAGGUGCUCACGUAAUUCGGUAAUUCCGUAAUGAAUAAUAAAUGAAAAAUGCGACUAAUAUAUCAUGAUUAUCGCGGCGACAAUCGAGAGUGAGCAACUGACCAAUCGAUAGUUUCUUCGCUCGCUCGUCCUUUCGAACAAACGGAAGCGAAGUCUUUUGCGCGUAAGAUCGGGAAAAAAGUAAUUGUAAAACAGAAUUGAGGAGCCGCAAAUAAUUGGAUCGACUGUUCGUGAAAGAAGAAAAGAUCGAAUACGAACCGAACGUGAACAGACGGAGACGUUAUAUAAGCCUGAUAAUCAGUUGAAGAACAAUUCGGAGAGCGAGUCCGCGAAUGACAAGUGUUGAUCUUCGUUUCCAAUAUCUCACGAGAGAGAUUUUCGAUAAACGAAUGAAUUUAAUUCGCGACGCUAGCGAGAAUAGAACGUAAGAAUCCAGAAAUUCAUAAAAAUAGAGAAGUGUAAAAAUUUAUUUUGAAAUUUUCUCUUUUGGUACGAAUACGCAUCAAUGCGUUCGCCCGUGCUUCCGUCUGAAACGUCGCGCCGCGCGCUAAAUGUUUACGGAAGAUAUUAAUAAUCGCUAAAGAUUUAAGAGAUACCGGACUGAAGAAACAAUAGUUACCGCUUGUAUCGCUGAAAAGUAUCUCAACGUCACGAUUGUCCCGAUCGAUCCAAUACCGCGGUAUAACUCCUUGAAAUGCCUCGAAGGGACAAUGAGGAUAGCGCGCUAUGCAAUCGUCUCGCGAUCCCGACGAUACCAAUAGGACUGCCGGUAUCUCGAUAGUCGUCACGAUGGGACUUCCAUCGGACACGACCCAUCCACUGCCGGUCGACCACUUGGCCCACACCGGGCCGACGAACACGUCGUCCGUGGGCGCGGAACUGAACGUGCCGUACACCAUCUGCGAGAGCCUGAUCGCGAUCUGUGCAGUCUUCGGCAACAGUCUUGUGAUUAUCGUCUUCAUCAAGGAGCGAAAGCUACGUAGACUCACCAACUACUACAUCGUCUCGUUGGCUGCGGCUGAUCUGCUGGUCGGACUGUUCGCAAUCCCGUCGGCGAUUCUCGCGAGCAUAGGCCUGCCGACGAAUCUGCACGCCUGCCUAUUCACCAUAUCGGUCCUCAUGGUCCUGUUCACCAUCAGUAUCUUCUGCUUAGUGGCGGUAUCCAUUGAUCGUUACUGGGCGAUACUGCAUCCCAUGGAAUACUCGCGCAUCGUACACACCAAAACUGCCAUAGGUAUAAUAUGCGUGUGUUGGAUAGCGGGCACUCUGUUUGGCUUCUUACCACUCUUGGGAUGGAACGCCGGCAAGAUGGACAAUCACAAGUGCAUUUUCAGGACUAUCAUGGACUAUGACUAUCUCGUAUUCCUAUACUUCGCCACGAUUAUCUUCCCUGCCCUGCUGAUCGCGGCUUUUUACGCCCACAUAUACCGCGUAAUUGUAAAACAGGUACAGCAAAUCGUCACAAUGAAUCCCAGUGAUCCAGGGGGUGGCAGUAUCGUUCGCCAUUUCGGCUUGGAUGGUAACCACCAUCAGACGACGGGGAUACUGAAUGGUCUUGGCGCGGCGCGUAAACGGGAGAUCAAGGCCAUGCAGAAUCUUUCCAGCAUCGUCGUCUUCUUCGUCGUCUGCUGGUUUCCGUUGCAUACGAUGAACUGCGUGAUAGCCUUCUGUCCGCAGUGCGAGAUAAACGACUUUAUUAUAAAUUUCUGUAUCGUCCUCUCGCACAUCAACUCGGUCGGCAAUCCAUUUCUUUAUGCCUAUCAUCUUAAGGACUUUCGCAUCGCCAUUAAGAACUUUGUCUGGCGACUGCUAUUUCCGCACAGCGACGUCAAGUCCAGCAUGAUCAGUGUGAUCUACGACCGAGGUUUCCUUAACAGUUCGCAAAAGCAGUUUCAGAGACAAUUCAGCGGCUUUGGUCAGCCGAGGAAUCAGAAUCCGAGCUCGCCACACCAGGUAAUUGAUGGGAGCAAAAGGAGAAACAACGCACCUUUCGAAAGACGCGUCUCGUCGGUGAUACAGACGUGCCAGAAUGCGUCAGACGUCGACAUUGCGAUCGGAAGUACGAUUCCAACAAAUUCUACGUCAGCGAACAAAUGGACGAGCGAAGAGGAAUUGGUCAGUGAACAAGGAGUUUCCUCCUCGAUGGAAAUGCAAAUGUUCAAGUCGCUAGCACCAGUAGAAGAAGAUCGCGUCACGAGGUUGACGUGAUGAAUCAUGUUUCUUCCAAUAGUCUUUUUAUCAUGGAAGAAUCUUGGGACAUUUGAUGGUAUGCACAGUUAAUAGAAUUCUAAAAAAAAUUUAAAAAACUGGACAUUUUUCAACAAACAGAACUUUUUAGAAAUUUAAGAAUUUUUUUUCAGUCUUGAUGUGAUUUUUUUUAUUAUUAGAAGUUCUCUAAUACACGCCAUAAAAAUAAAUGUUGGAAAUUGUAGCUUGACGUUUUAAAUACUUUUUAUUACAACAAUGCUUCCUUUCACUAAUAGCAAAUUAAUUUAUUAUAAGCCUUUCUACAUGUUGAAAAAGAAACAAUUUAGACAACCACUCA
Solenopsis invicta (red fire ant) is the source of this 5161-nucleotide messenger RNA. Its product is annotated as adenosine receptor A2b. The coding region runs from base 3343 to 4824 and encodes 493 amino acids. Gene Ontology annotation, cellular component: membrane. The record is from RefSeq and is a predicted model, not a curated record. Lineage: Eukaryota; Metazoa; Arthropoda; Insecta; Hymenoptera; Formicidae. The transcript is spliced from 5 exons. Gene Ontology annotation, molecular function: G protein-coupled receptor activity. Gene Ontology annotation, biological process: G protein-coupled adenosine receptor signaling pathway; adenylate cyclase-activating G protein-coupled receptor signaling pathway.